UUAUCUCUCCUUAGCAUUCGCCUAAGCAUAUGCCGGAUGCGUAGUCGGCUACCUUAUUUUGAAAAGACCGCAUGACCGGAAGUCAUAUUUUGUCACCCUGGGAGGGAGGACAGCUUAGCAAAGCUUGCAAAUUGAUGAGUUAUUUAAUAUAAAAGAAGGGAGGAUGAGCAGCUCAGAGGAGGUGUCCUGGAUAUCGUGGUUCUGUGGACUCAGAGGGAACGAGUUCUUCUGCGAGGUUGAUGAAGACUACAUACAGGACAAGUUUAACCUGACGGGGUUGAAUGAGCAGGUGCCUCAUUACCGCCAGGCUCUGGAUAUGAUUCUUGACCUGGAGCCAGAUGAGGAGCUUGAAGAUAAUCCAAACCAAAGCGAUCUGAUAGAGCAGGCAGCAGAGAUGCUGUACGGCCUUAUACAUGCACGUUACAUCCUCACAAACAGAGGCAUUGCACAAAUGUUGGAAAAGUAUCAACAGGGGGAUUUUGGCUAUUGCCCCAGAGUGUAUUGUGAGAAUCAGCCAAUGCUUCCGAUUGGUCUAUCAGAUAUACCGGGAGAAGCAAUGGUGAAGCUUUAUUGCCCAAAGUGCAUGGAUGUGUACACCCCUAAAUCCUCCAGGCACCACCACACGGAUGGAGCCUACUUUGGCACGGGGUUCCCUCACAUGCUGUUCAUGGUGCACCCAGAGUACCGCCCAAAGCGACCCGCCAAUCAGUUUGUGCCAAGGCUGUACGGGUUCAAAAUCCACCCAAUGGCUUAUCAACUCCAGCUUCAGGCAGCAUCAAGUUUCAAGAGCCCAGUAAAGGUGAUUCGCUAGAAGCCAUCUUUGACAAAGACAGUGGACUCAGAGACUUUGUUUACAACUUGCGUAAAGCAAUGGAUUGUGUAUAACCAAUAAAUACCUGUACAGUUCUCCAAACUCACCUCUGUGUUGAUAAGCACUUUCAGAUUCAGCCAUUUCCUCUCCUUUCGGAGGCAGUUACAGUUGAGCAGUUUUUAAUUAUAAUAAUUAAUUAUUCAUUAAUGGUUGAGCUCCAGACAUGUGGUUCAACCUUAACUGAUGUCAGUCCGUCUUUUCAAAAUAAAGGGGUUUCUCUUUUAGAUUGAAAAGUGACUUUUACUCAGUGAUAAUGAAAACUGCAGUUUGCUUUGCGGCUUUUGAAUGUUGAAUUGAAUGUAACAGAAUGUCUCACCACCAGCCCCAAGAGGUUUGCCUUACCAGUGGUUAAGCCUCAUGAAAAUGUAACUAUCAAAUCCAGAACACAUGUAGGAAUGUGCUUAGAUGUUGCUCUUGUAAUAUGUGCAAAUAUAAUCAGGUGCUCUUACCAACAACCAGUGAAUACCAAAUUAGAGAGACAAAGAAAAGAAAAAAGGACCUAUGCUUGUUUUAAAUGUUACUCCUCAGUUUCAUGAGAUAUAGUGGCAGUGUAUUUGCUUGUUUAGACAGCUCUAACAAUCAUUUCCUGAUGGCUCUGUUUGUAUAUGUUUAAAUAAUGGGAUAACGCUCUAGACCAGGGAUGUCGGAACAUAAGGCUCUGGGGCCAGAAGUGGCCGGCAAAGACUCCAAUCCGGUCCACUUGAACUUUCAACUCUAUUUUCAUAAAUUUGGCAGCGUUUCUUAUUGAUAAAGAUCUCCCAUUCAUAAUACAUCACAAUGAUUAAUAAUUACAUAAAGGUUUGUUUUUCCACUACAUACUAUGAUUUGGGUUUUUUGUUUUGUUUUUGUAGGUUUCUGUGAAGUUAUGAAAACUUUAUAUUGUAUAAUUACAGAAUAGUCUGGGCAAUGAACUUCCAGAACUGCUGUAAUUUUAAACAUCCAUCAGUUUCAUUGAUUCGGCUGAUUUAAGAUCAAAGUGGGCUGACUUUGUAAAAUGAGUUUGACAUCCCUGAUCUAGACAGAUGUGACUUUUUUUUUUUUUUUUUAAGAGUUUGGUAUUGAACGUGCAACAUCCACUGCAAAACAAGUAACUGGCAUUAAAUAUUUAUUUCUUAUCAAGAGCUCAUUUUUAAUGUGACGUGCUUCAUUCAUAGACAGCCCAACAACAUGCAAAAUAAUGCAUAUUUUAUUUUAUUUUCCAUAAAAAGACAGGGAUAAGUCACAAAGCAACAAUAUUUUCAAUUUUCUAAAAACUAUUAUUUUUUUUCUUAAUGUGAAACUACUUUUUUAUCGAUGGAGGAAAAAAUGCAGAUGUGGUUGAGUUUUAGCUAUAAUAGCAAUGGCUUCUUUUCUUUUUCUUUUUUUUAGUUUAAAAAAAUGCUACCAAACAUGCUACCUAGAAGAGAUUCAUAUGUUUUCUUCUCUAUGAAAAAGUACAGGAAAAACAGCAAGUGAGAGCAACCUACUCAGACUAUGUGGUUAAAAAGGCUUUACAAACUUGGUUGAUUAUGAAUGUAGUAUUUAACAUGGUGGAAGCCUGGAAACCAGCUUGUGGUGAAACAUCACAAUACAUCAAAUCACAUGAAACAUUUCCUACUUUACAAAUAAAUUACUGUAUAGUAGAACACGUAAAAAAAAAAAAGACAACGUGUGCUCCCGUGACAGGAAAAGCCACAUUUAUCGGGCAGCUGCCUUCAUGGCUUACAUGUGUGGCUAUUGUGACAAACAAGCUUUUAUAUUUAUUGACCUCACUUGACUGAACAUACAUGUACAUUUACAAUAGAGGUGGAUAAUAAAUACAUGGACAUUCCUCAUACAAUCAUACGGAGGUCUGUAGUCUUACAAAGAAUAUCAAAACCUGAGAUAAACAGACCAAAAACCUGUAAAAACUUUUCAUAUCAACCAAAUAUGUUCAAAGCAGGUAGGACUUCUAUUAAAAUGAACAAAAACAGAGCUGAGUAAAUCUCCACUGUUAUCUGUGAGUUCUGUAAAGUCGCAUGAACUUGGUGGACUACGAGAGGAAACGAAUAAGAAUGAUUCAGGGUGAUUCAGGCAAGACGAGUCUUAAAUAGAGACCUCAAAAUUCAGUAAAACAGUACAAAUGGUAACCUACAUUUUCAUGAGCAGAUAUGAAUAACUUAAAAACCUCACAUUUGUACAAAUACUAUAAAAAGCAUUACUUCUAUAAAAUAGAGAAAUAUUUCAAAAUAGAUCAAUUUUUUUUUAAUUCAAACUUUACAAGAAUAUGUAGGCUACUGGUUCUUGGCUGGUUGGGGAAGAAAAGAUUAACUUAUUUUUUAUUUAUUUCUUUAUUUUUGUACCUGAGACGUGAACAAACUGUCCAAAUUUGAGCAGAAAAUAUCUUUGUCCACAUAGAGAUGUGAGGUAUGUCAUUUCAUUAAAAUAAAAAAAGUCUCUCCUGAAUUAAAUAGACAAGUAAACAACAAGAAAAAAAAUAAAGA
Messenger RNA from Oreochromis niloticus (Nile tilapia), 3333 nucleotides. RefSeq names its product casein kinase II subunit beta. Gene Ontology annotation, molecular function: protein kinase regulator activity. Bases 164 to 811 code for a protein of 215 amino acids. Gene Ontology annotation, cellular component: protein kinase CK2 complex; cytoplasm. NCBI's taxonomy places the organism in Eukaryota, Metazoa, Chordata, Actinopteri, Cichliformes, Cichlidae. The transcript is spliced from 7 exons. The record is from RefSeq and is a predicted model, not a curated record.